AACCACACAACUUAGAGGGGUGGAGCUCCCAACGUGCGUCAACGACAUCCGAUAUAACGAGCGUACGAGAGAAAGGAGCCGCAGAAUAGAGGACUCCGGCAUAAGUGAGACGGUUACAACUAUAUGUAUUAUCAGCAGAUUCUUACCAUCGCCGGCUUGUCACGUACGCCGUUUUAUCUCAAAGAUGACCAGAAUGAUAGAAUUUAGGGAUUUGGGAAUAAACAUGAAGGAUCUAACACCUGCAGCGAAAUUGGCGUUAGACACCAAUGAGGACACCAAUCAGACACUAAUGGCAGAUGUCGAUGAUGUGGAUUAUACGGAUUUUCGGUUUGAGUCCGCGAGAUUGGGUAGUUACACCAAUUGGCUUUUAUCGUAUAUAGAACCUAAGACACUUGCAGCCGCCGGUUUUUAUUAUACUGGUCAAGAGGAUGUGGUGAGAUGCUUUGAAUGUCGCCUGACAUUGCGUAAAUGGUCGCAAAAUGACAAUCCUUGGGUGGAUCAUCAACGAUUUUCCGAUAACUGUAGAUUCCUCCGCGGUAUACCUUGCGGUAAUGUACCAAUUGAUGUUGAUCCCGAUACGAUACCGCAAGUACAAUCCAGGAGUCGUGACUUUUGCGGCGUGUACGGGAUACAAUAUCGACCUAAUGCCGUUGUCGAUGUUCCUAUUAAAGUCUAUUUCGAGAAUACGGAGACCUCGAAUACGAUUAGUCUCGGCGAGUUACAAGGUGCAAAGUAUCCCGAAUAUGCCAACAUUAGCAACAGAAUAUUCACUUUUGAAACGUGGCCGAAGACAAAAGUCCAAACGAAGGAACAGUUAGCAGACGCUGGUUUUUAUUAUACCAAGAAAGAGGAUCGGACGAUCUGUUAUUAUUGCGGAGGAGGUUUGGAGGGCUGGGAACCAAACGAUGUGCCUUUGCAAGAGCAUAUAAAAUGGUUUUCGAAAUGUAAAUAUGCUUUGAAACGUGAAACUGAAAAAACUAAUUCGUUUACGUCAUCACAUACAUGAUAUAACAAGGAAACCUGUACACAGGAUACCAAUACACCACAGGAUAAUAAGGAAAAGCGCCGAAAAUAACAAUAAAUAAAGUAUAACCCUCAAUCUUGCUCGUAAAUGUAACUAUAAUUAUAAAUUGUAAGGAAACGAACAUAUAAGACACUUUGAACGAGGAGGAAAAAGCAAUAAUACAGUUUAUAGAAUCAUGUUAAUAGAAAAAUUUGCGAUGUGUAUAACAAUAGAGAAACAUAGUAAAUACAUAUCGUAAUUACUGAAUUGCUUACAUAAAAUUCACGAACAACGUCCGAUGUAUGUUCUGCUUAAUUAACGCAAAAUUGUACGAGUCAUGUUGGAAAAUAUACGGACCAUUCUAUCGUAA
Molecule: messenger RNA, 1373 nt
Organism: Odontomachus brunneus
Lineage: Eukaryota; Metazoa; Arthropoda; Insecta; Hymenoptera; Formicidae
Product: death-associated inhibitor of apoptosis 1-like
Exons: 3
Coding region: 185-1006 (273 amino acids)
Biological process (GO): positive regulation of protein ubiquitination; regulation of cell cycle; negative regulation of apoptotic process
Cellular component (GO): cytoplasm; nucleus
Molecular function (GO): ubiquitin protein ligase activity; cysteine-type endopeptidase inhibitor activity involved in apoptotic process
Source: RefSeq, a predicted model, not a curated record